Molecule: messenger RNA, 1008 nt
Organism: Cadophora gregata
Lineage: Eukaryota; Fungi; Ascomycota; Leotiomycetes; Helotiales; Ploettnerulaceae
Exons: 1
Coding region: 1-1008 (335 amino acids)
Biological process (GO): Golgi organization; protein secretion
Cellular component (GO): Golgi apparatus
Source: RefSeq, a predicted model, not a curated record
AUGUGCAUCGUCCUCGCCACCACCGCCCACCCCUCCUACGCACUCAUCAUCCUCGACAACCGCGACGAGUUCAUCCUCCGCCCCACCAGCCGCCCACACUGGUGGACCACCCCCACCACGUCCCAGGAGAUCCUCUCCGCGCGCGACCUCCAGCGCGAAGAGCAAGGCACCUGGCUGGGCAUCACUAAGACCGGCAACUUCGCCGUGCUCACAAACUACCGCGAGACGGACACUAGCGAUGCCGCGCUGCACCCCGUCCAGGGCACAAGGAGCAGAGGGGGCAUGGUGACGGCUUGGCUCACGGCUGGUGAGGAGGAGACUACGCAGGAGUUCGUGCAGCGUAUGAUGGCGGGGGAUGGUGUCAAGGGCGUGGGGGGCUUCUCCCUUCUGUGCGGAAAGUUGAGGUUGAGAAGGAGGAAGGAGGUGGAGCGGGAAAGGGAAAGGGAAAGGGAUCUGGAACCGCUGGCUAUCAUCUCUAAUCGCUGCGAGACGCUGGGUCAUGUACCGUGGAUAGCAGGGAGGAGAGGCGAGGUCUACGGGCUCAGCAAUACGUCUUUCGACGAUCUUGAUGUCUGGCCCAAAGUCGAGAUAGGGCGUAAGAAGGUCCUGCAGGCUGUGCAGGAGGCCGUAGGGGAGGAGGAUCUGGUGAAUAGGUUGUUCGAGGUGCUGGAUACGAAUACGCUCCCUAAACAGGAGGGGAAGGAGUUUGAGGCGUAUCUGUAUGAGCUGCGGAAGUCGAUAUUUAUCCCUUCUAUAGGGUCUGUUGCGCCGGUUAAGGACCCGCCGAAUCUGAAUCCGAACGUGACGACAGGGAUUUAUGGAACGCAGAGACAGACUAUUGUUAUUGUGGAUUGGGAGGGGAAGGUUACGUUUAGAGAGAGGAGUCUUUGGGAUGUGAUGGGGAAUCCGAUAGAGAGGGGAAAGGGGGAUAUGAAGUUUGAAUUUAAUAUUGAGGGCUGGAAUAACGAAAGUAAGGGGAAUGAUGUCUAUCCUCAUGCUGUUCUAUAG